AAUUGGCUCAAGGCUUGUACCACACUUCAGGCAGAGGUGAGGGAUUCGCGCAGUGUAGGCGCGCGGAAGCUGGGUCAAACUAUCCACCAUCUAUCAUCUCAAGUAGAGUUACUUCAAGUUGAAGUAGAUGGCCUGCGCAAGAAGCUAUACCAAAACAGGAAGCAUAAGAAGCAACCUAACAGGCAACUAGACCUGCAACAACACCAAGAGUAUCAUGGAGGUGCAAUAAUGUGGUCUCCUCGGUCCUUCCGGGAGGCGCGCGCUCGCAUGGCUGUUGCAGACCACGAGAGGCAAGAGGAGGAGCAAAAAAAGGCAGAGACAAAGGAGCAAGCUGCUGCUAAUAAAAUCUACAAUGAGAAGAUAGCAAGAGAAAAGCGUGAGCAGCGGGCAGAGAAGAAAAAAGCAAGAGACCAGGCCAAGGCAAAGGAGCGAGCAGCUAUUAAUGCUCGCAAAGAGCAGAGACGCAAGGAUAAGGAAGCUCGCGACGCUGAAAAAGCUCUCAAAUCAUCUCAAAGAGGCAAUUGCACAUCCUCAAAAGCUUCUGCAGUUAAACAG
Didymella exigua CBS 183.55 is the source of this 555-nucleotide messenger RNA. RefSeq lists its product as uncharacterized. Lineage: Eukaryota; Fungi; Ascomycota; Dothideomycetes; Pleosporales; Didymellaceae. The transcript has a single exon. The annotation marks the transcript as partial. The record is from RefSeq and is a predicted model, not a curated record.